Poecilia reticulata (guppy) is the source of this 4576-nucleotide messenger RNA. NCBI's taxonomy places the organism in Eukaryota, Metazoa, Chordata, Actinopteri, Cyprinodontiformes, Poeciliidae. The record is from RefSeq and is a predicted model, not a curated record.
GAUCAAUAUCCCCGAGUCAGGGAACGGCGACGAUGAAGUGGCUAUCUGGAACGGCGAUCCGCCAACGACGGCCGAACUCCAGCGGUUCCGAAGGGAGUAUGUCCAGCCGGUCCAGCUCAGGGUCCUCAACGUUUUCCGCCAGUGGGUCGAACAUCAUUUCUACGACUUUGAGAACAAUCCAGACCUGAGAGUUCAGCUGGAGGAAUACAUCACCAAAAAACUGCAACUCCGAGGCAAGUCUAUGAGAAAGUGGGUGGAGUCCAUAAAUAAGGUGAUCAGGCGGAAGCUUCAAAUCCAGUCGAACGGCGUCAGUCACAACAUCACCUUCGAGAGCUCGCCUCCUCCCUUCGAGUGGCACAUCUGCAAAGCCGGCCAGAUUGAGAACUUUGAACUCAUGACCCUUCACCCCAUAGAGAUCGCCCGCCAGCUCACUCUGAUCGAGUCUGAGCUCUACAGAGCCGUCCGGCCGUCAGAGCUGGUGGGCAGCGUCUGGACCAAAGAGGACCGAGAGAAGAACUCUCCAAACUUGCUCCGCAUGAUCCGCCACACCACCAACCUCACGCUGUGGUUUGAGAAGUGUAUCGUCGAGAUGAUGAACCACGAGGAACGGGUUGCCGUGUUGUCGCGGGUCAUCGAGAUCCUGCAGGUUUUCCAGGAGCUCAACAACUUCAACGGCGUGCUGGAGGUGGUCAGCGCCAUCAACUCUGUCCCGGUCUACAGGCUGGACCACACCUUCGAGGCAAUACCAGAAAGGAAAAAGAAAAUCUUGGAGGAAGCGGUGGAACUGAGCCAGGAUCAUUUUAAGAAGUACUUGGCUAAACUAAAGUCGAUAAACCCGCCCUGCGUGCCUUUCUUUGGCAUCUAUUUAACCAACAUCCUGAAGACGGAGGAAGGCAACCCCGACUUCCUGCGACGUCACGGCAAAGACCUGAUCAACUUCAGCAAGCGACGGAAAGUGGCUGAAAUAACCGGAGAAAUCCAGCAGUACCAGAACCAGCCCUACUGCCUGAAGAUGGAGCAGGACAUCAGGAAGUACUUUGAGAACCUGAAUCCCAUGGAGAACAUGAGUGAGAAGGAGUUUUCAGACUACCUGUUCAAAAAGUCUCUGGAAAUUGAGCCGCGGAACGCCAGGCAGCCUGCGCGAUUCCCCAGGAAGACCACGUACUCCCUGAAGUCCCCCGGGCUCCGGCCCGUGCGAACGUCUACCUCUGGCACCCUGAAGGGCCACCCGGUGGCCCUGGAGCGGGACCUGCAGCACAAGAUCACCUUCCGCAGCAUCGCUGAGAACGACCAGGACCCCCCGUCCUCGGCCUCGGUGCCCACCUCUCCCAACACGCCCACCCCGCCGCCGUCGGCCUCCUCUGAUCUCGGCCCGGUCUUCGACCACGACCUCAACAGCUCCUACGGCAGCUCUAUGUUCCCCUGUCCUCUGAACCCUUCAAAGUUACAGUCCGUCUCCUGCGGCAGCCUCCACCAGCUGGGAGAGGAGCCGAAGCCGCCUCCUCUACCUCCUCGAAGGAAAGACACCGUGUCCGAAACCAAAAGCUCCAUGUGCGACAGCCCCCCCGCCAUCCCUCCGCGGCUCCCCCCCCUGCCGAGGAACCAGCACCGCUCUCCGCUCUACAACGGCCCCCACUACGACGGACCCCUGCCCAGCCCGCCUCCCCCGCCGCCCCGGGACCCGCUCCCCGACACGCCCCCGCCGGUGCCCUUGCGUCCUCCGGAGAUCUUCAUCAACUACCCGCAGCCGUCGCCCGGCCCGGGCGUGGCCCGCUACAACUGGGACCUGAACAGCUCACCCAGCUCGCCCAACACGCCGCCCAGCACGCCGUCGCCACGUGUCCCCCGGCGGGGCUGCCCCCUCAGCGCCAGCCAGAACAGCCUCUGCCCUCUCCCCACUGCCGCCCCGCCCGUGCCCCCGCGCCACAACCCCGUCCCACAGCUCCCCAAGCUCCCGCCAAAGACGUAUAAGCGGGAGGCUCUGCAGCCGCCGCCGCUGCAGAGCCUCCCAUUGGUGGAGAACACAGACGGCAGCCAGUGAGGCGGCUCCGCCCCCGUAAGCCACCAAAAAAAAAAAAAAACUCAAGAGCCGCUGAUCUGAAAAAGAACAGGAGCCGCUCUGCAACAAUCCCGCCACACCUGCCUCGUCCGCUCAGGGGAUCAGUAGCUCCGCCUCCUCCGCAAACCCUCUGUGCCAACGACGAAACUCACACCGCCGUGCCAGCUAGCAAACAGCCCAGGAGCGUCGGCGUCUGCGAGGCGCAGGGACGGCCAGCUCCUGGUGGGGGGCGUCUUUACCCCCAAGGCUCCUCAGACUCCGUAGCCUCAAUCGCGCUUCUUUCUCCGUUUCCUUUUGGGCAUUGACGUCAGUCGGCUUUCCCUCUGCAGCUCAGAGCUCCACAACCUCAGAGAUCGUCCGAAGCCCUUCGGCUGAUCCGCUUCGUGUUUGUCUUUUUUUGUUUCUGUCCUAUUAACUGAAGACAGUUGCCAAAGUCUUAUUUUAUGCAGGGGGAAAAGGGAUUUUCUUUUUGUUUUUAAAGCGAUUCUAAACACUAAAUGAAACACUACAAAGAGCUGAAUCCCCCCCUCCCCCCGCCGCUCCCUCCCUCACUUUGUAUCUCAAGCUGUACACUGUGACUGUAAAGUAGCAAACUGUCUUUGUUUUGUUUUUAUUUGUUUUGGAGGUUGUUUGCCUAAAAGCCUCUCUGCAGCCACAAAAGAAAAAUGUUGCCUUUCUCUUUUUUUUUUUUUUUUUUUUUUUUUAAAAGAAAAAAACAACAGCGGUGACCUCUGACCCCAGUCCUAUUGGCCCAGACGGACACGACAGCUGAGCCAAGAACACUCCGUUUGCACAAAGCGUUGGGCAAAGUCAGCAGGUUCAGGUUGGACGGACCUCACUCUAACCGACCCCGCCCACCUGCCGCCCUCCUCCUCCACCCGGACGUCACGCCGCUGUCCGACACUGUGCUCCUCCUGCCCUCGACUCCAGCUUCUUUAUUUGUGUUGAGACUUUUUGCACUGGAAGCAUUUCCCCCCACCAAAGCUUUAGGAGGAGGAUGGCUCAGCCUUUCACCCUCCUCCUGCUCCUCCCCUUCUCUCUCUCUGUCUCUCUCUCUUUCUCCCCCCAGCGGCUACUCCUGAUGCCUGAAAUCCACGAAAAACAAACAAAAAAAAAGGAACUUUUUAACCCAACUUCUUCCUCUUUUUUUUUUUCUGGCUUGAAACAUUUGGUUUCGGUUCAGACAGACUGAAACGAUCCACGCCUCGCGCUCGGAUGUGCCUUUUUAGUUCGUUUUCUACUUUCCGGAAAUAAAGCAGACGGCGUCUAAAACGCUUAAAAAAGGAAAAAAAAAACUUGCCUAUGUAAUGUUUAGAACAAAAGCUAUACACUAUAAAAAAAUAGUACGUUUGUUCAUGCUGUGUGUAUAUAUAACAUGUAUACACUAACUGAGUCAUUUGUAUAAAGUGAAAAUCUUUCCCUCCUCCCUUCGUCUUAACAUACCAUCAUCCACCCUUUUUUCCCCCCAGUCUUUUUCUUAAAAAUCCAACGCUGCUACAGUGGGCUAAAAAAAAAACAAACAAAAAAACAGGUCACUGUUGCUAAUUUGCAGACAAUCUCCAGUUCAGCCACUGCGAUAAUUUCCCAGGAAAAGCCAUUCAUUUCCCCCUCUGGUGCUUCAAAGCAAUGGAAACGAUCCAGUUUAAUACACCAAGCACUUACAUACACAGACGACGCGUGCUUCACUUUGUACAUCCUACUAAUUGCCUUUUUAUCUCCCUUUCAAAGACUUUUUAAUGCUUACGCUCAUCAAACAGAGGUUGGAGUAGUAUUAAAGUUGCAAUGGAAUAUAUUCAAGUCAUGUUUUGGCGCAUAGUAAAGAAUUGGGGGGUGUUUUUUUUUGUUUUGUUUUUCUUUGUGUGUUUUUUUUGUGUGUGUUUUUUUGGGAGUAACACACUUUGUGCACUUUAGGCUGUACUGUUUAAGAGCCACAGUUGUCACAGGAAUGUUUGUAAAUGCAGUGACCCUGGGCAACACAGAUCAGGCCAGGAAAGACACAAGUCUACCACCUCAGUUUGUUCCUUUUCUUUAUUUCUCUGACAUUUUCCAUGUCACCCAAACGCUCGGUCGGCGGCUAAUCGCCACGAACAACUCUUUUUAAAAAAAACUAUAUAUAUAAAUAAAUACAUUUUUGCUCAUUCACUUCGAGUUCAGGUAGGAGGAGGAGGAUGGAGUUUUUCAAACUAGUCCUGCGACGCGGUGUUUGGGAGGAUUUUCGUUCUGGUUUCAUGUGAGAACACUUUGUCGUUUCGUCUUCGUUUUCCCCGUCUCAGAGGUUCCCGUGUCAGUAUUGAUGGGGUUGAUCUUACCAAGGUCUCUUUUGUUGUUGUCGUUUCAAACCGCCCCUCUCACAUCCACCCACCCACACCCUCAAAAUAACUAUUAAGUUCUCUGUUGAUGGCACUGUAACAGCUUGAUCCAGCAAUCAGUUUGUUUGAUGGUAUGUGGCCUUUUAACUGCUUUGUAUUAAUGAUCUUGAUGAGAUUAAUAAAUCACCCAGUCUUAUUUUGUACUGAA